Messenger RNA from Adineta ricciae, 2907 nucleotides. Lineage: Eukaryota; Metazoa; Rotifera; Eurotatoria; Adinetida; Adinetidae. The record is from the annotation of a GenBank genome assembly.
AUGACUGAUUCAAAAUAUUUCUCAAGUCAACGUAAAGGCGAAAUUUACGAACUGAAAGCUGAAUUGAAUAGCGAUAAACGCGACCGUAAGAAGGAAGCGGUGAAAAAAGUUAUCGCGAGCAUGACUGUAGGCAAAGAUGUCAGUCAAUUAUUUCCUGAUGUCGUCAAUUGUAUGCAAACAGAUAAUCUCGAGUUGAAAAAGCUUGUCUACCUUUAUCUAAUGAACUAUGCAAAAACUCAACCUGAAAUGGCCAUUUUAGCGGUGAACACAUUUGCCAAAGAUUGUAAUGAUCCAAAUCCGUUGAUUCGAGCUUUAGCUGUGCGUACGAUGGGUUGUAUCCGGGUGGAUAAGAUUACGGAACAUUUAUGCGAACCAUUACGGAAAUGUUUAAAAGAUGAAGAUCCUUAUGUACGAAAAACAGCGGCAGUUUGUGUUGCGAAAUUGUAUGAUAUCAAUCAACAAUUGGUUGACGAUCAAGGCUUUCUUGACAUGCUAAGAGAUUUGUUAUCGGAUUCAAAUCCUAUGGUCGUUGCAAAUGCUGUUGCAGCACUGAGUGAAAUUUCGGAACAAUCACCACAAAUUAAAAUCUUUGAUUUGAAUGGUCCGACAGUGAAUAAACUGUUGACAGCGUUGAACGAAUGUACAGAAUGGGGACAAGUUUUCAUUCUUGAUGCUAUUGCCAAUUAUGCACCUCGGGAUGAUAAAGAAGCUCAAAGUAUUUGUGAACGUAUUACACCACGCCUCGCUCAUGCCAAUUCAGCGGUUGUGCUUUCCGCCGUGAAAGUUUUAAUGAAAUUUUUAGAAUUAAUCGAUCAAAAUAGUGAAUUUGCUCAAAAUUUAUUCCGUAAAUUAGCACCACCAUUGGUUACACUCUUGUCAACAGAACCAGAAAUUCAAUACGUUGCUCUACGAAAUAUCAACUUAAUCGUACAAAAACGAUCGGACAUUCUUAAAAAUGAAAUGAAAGUGUUCUUCGUGAAAUACAAUGAUCCAAUCUACGUCAAACUUGAAAAGCUUGAUAUUAUGAUUCGUUUAACUAAUGCAACUAACAUUGCUCAAGUUUUGGCGGAAUUGAAAGAAUAUGCUACGGAAGUCGAUGUGGAUUUCGUUCGUAAAGCAGUUCGUGCUAUCGGCCGGUGCGCAAUCAAAGUCGAGCAAGCAGCGGAGCGAUGUGUCAGCACAUUAAUUGAUUUGAUUCAAACCAAAGUCAACUAUGUCGUUCAAGAAGCGAUCAUCGUCAUUAAAGAUAUAUUCCGGAAAUAUCCGAAUAAAUAUGAAAGUAUCAUUGCAACUUUGUGUGAAAAUCUUGAUUCACUCGAUGAACCGGAAGCUCGUGCAUCGAUGAUCUGGAUUGUUGGUGAAUACGCUGAACGUAUCGACAAUGCUGAUGAAUUGCUUGAAGGUUUCCUUGAUGGAUUCAAAGAUGAAAACAAUCAAGUUCAACUGCAAUUAUUAACAGCAAUUGUGAAAUUAUUUCUGAAGAAGCCAACAGAAACUCCUCAAGAGUUGGUCACACGCGUCUUAACUGUAGUUACACAAGAAACUGACAAUCCAGAUUUACGUGACCGGGGUUAUAUCUAUUGGCGACUUUUAUCCACAGAUCCCAAGGCAGCAAAAGAAGUGAUUCUUGCAGAGAAACCACUUAUUUCCGAAGAAACCGAUCUACUUGAACCAACACUACUCGGUGAACUUAUCUGUCAUAUUGGUACAUUGGCGUCGGUAUAUCAUAAACCGCCAAAUACAUUCGUCGAAGGACGAUUUAUGACGAAAAAGAAUUUACCACUCCGCUCUGGAUUUAGCAAUAACGAUGGUGAAAGCAUGGGUAAUGGUGCAGUGCCAAGCAAUUACCAAGAAUCUGUCGUUAUCAGCAGUAAUGUUGGCUCAUUAAUAGAUGAUUUCGACAUUUUGGGUCCUAUGCCAAAUGCUCCGACAACGACGACAGAUAUGCUCUAUGGUCAAUCACAACAACGCGCACCAUCAGCUAUACCGAAUCUACUCGACGAUGAACUCUCAUCUAUUCUUGGCACGGAUAUCAAUAUGGGCGGUGUUCAAACAACGCCAACAACAACGAUGACAAAUACAUCAGCGCCAGCAAGUCGUCCAACAACAACGGCCACAAGUGGUGGAAAUCUACUCGAUGAUCUAUUCGGUGAUUUAAAUCUCAGCUCAGGUGCACCAGGUAUUUCGUUCUCGUCGGCGAAUACAUUUGCUCUACCAAAAGAAAUUUGGUUAUCUGCUCAAAAAGGCAAAGGUAUGGAAAUCUCCGGCACAUUCGCUCGUCGCAACAAUCAAAUUGUUAUGGAAAUGGAUUUUAUCAACAAAGCCUUGCAACCCAUCAGUGACUUCGCCUUACAGAUCAAUCGCAAUAGUUUCGGUUUAAUACCAACGCAACCAUUACACGUUACCAGUCCAUUAUUUCCCAAUCAAACAGUUUCUGCAACUUUAGCAUUGAAUACAACAGGAUCGAUAGCAAAAUCAGAUCCAUUAACAAACCUCCAGAUCGCUGUGAAAAACAACAUUGAUGUUUUUUAUUUCAACGCUAUUGUUCCCAUUCAUGUUUUCUUUGUCAGCGAUGGUGAAAUGGAUAAAAUGACAUUUUUACAAACUUGGCAAGACAUUCCUGAGAGUAACGAAGUCAAACAUCAAUUGCAAAACUCUAAUAAUCUAUCGAUUGAUGAUUUACAAAAUAAAUUGCGUUUGAAUAAUGUUCAUACGAUCACGCGAACAACAAUUGAACAAAAUGAAAUGCUUUAUCAAACAAUUAAACUGACAAAUGGCAUUUUCGUUCUAAUUGAAUUGAAGACAUCACCGGGCAAUCGAACGAUCGCUUUUUCAUUGAAAACAAGGGUUCCCGAGAUCGCCAAUUUAAUUGUUCAAUCUUAUGAACUGAUUCUUAGUAGUAACUAA